Molecule: messenger RNA, 5011 nt
Organism: Rattus norvegicus (Norway rat)
Lineage: Eukaryota; Metazoa; Chordata; Mammalia; Rodentia; Muridae
Source: RefSeq, a predicted model, not a curated record
AUGUGGAGACGGAAACGACCGAACAGUUCCGGAGGAACCCGGGGAAUUCUGAGCGGUAAUAGAGGGGUAGACUAUGGCAGUGGGCGGGGCCAGUUCGGUACGUUCGAAGGGCGUUGGCGGAAAUUACCGAAGAUGCCCGAAGCCGUCGGGACGGACCCGAGUACCUCACGCAAGAUGGCGGAGCUGGAGGAGGUGACUCUGGACGGGAAGCCUCUUCAGGCUCUGCGGGUGACCGACCUGAAGGCCGCACUGGAGCAGCGAGGCCUAGCCAAGAGCGGGCAGAAGAGUGCCCUGGUCAAGCGGCUCAAAGGGGCUCUAAUGCUAGAAAAUUUACAAAAACACUCAACACCCCAUGCUGCAUUCCAGCCAAAUUCUCAGAUUGGGGAGGAGAUGAGCCAGAACAGUUUCAUAAAGCAGUACCUGGAAAAGCAGCAGGAGCUACUUAGGCAGCGCCUAGAACGGGAAGCUCGAGAGGCUGCAGAACUUGAAGAAGCUUCAGCUGAGUCGGAGGACGAGAUGACCCAUCCUGAGGGAGUGGCUUCCCUGCUGCCUCCUGACUUUCAGAGCAGCCUGGACAGACCAGAGCUGGAGCUCAGCACACAUUCACCUCGAAAGAGCUCCUCUUUUUCUGAAGAAAAAGGUGAAUCCGAUGAUGAAAAACCAAGGAAAGGAGAAAGACGAUCAUCCCGGGUCAGACAGGCAAGAGCUAAACUCCCUGAGUACAGUCAGGCUGCUGAGGAGGAAGAGGACCAAGAGACGCCAUCUAGAAACCUGAGGGUCAGAGCAGAUCGAAAUUUAAAAGUAGAGGAGGAGGAGGAAGAGGAGGAAGAAGAAGAUGAUGAAGAAGAGGAAGAGGAGGUAGAUGAGGGACAGAAAUCUAGAGAAGCCGAGGCACCAAUCCUGAAACAGUUUGAGGAUGAAGACGGGGAGGAGAUGACCAGAGCAAAACCAGAAAAGGUAGUGGAUGAGAAACCCCCAAUCAUAAGAUCCCAGGAAAAGGAUGAGUUAGAGAAAGGAGGGCGAGUUACAAGAUCCCAGGAAGAAGCUAGAAGAAGUCAUCUGGCCAGACAACAACAAGAGAAAGAGACACAAAUUGUUUCUCUCCCUCAAGAAGAAAAUGAGGUAAAAUCUUCACAAGGUUUGGAAGAAAAAUCCCAGUCUCCUUCCCUGCCUCCCCUCCCUGAAGACCUAGAGAAGGCCCCUGUCGUGCUGCAGCCAGAGCAAAUAGUCAGUGAAGAGGAAACACCCCCACCUUUACUUACCAAGGAAGCUUCAUCUCCACCAACUCAUAUGCAGCUCCAGGAUGAAGAAGAAGUGGAGCCAGCGGAAGGCCCAGCACCCCCUGUCCUCAUUCAGUUAUCUCCUCCUGGUACAGAUGCUGGAACCAGGGAGCCCAUAGUGUCUCCCCACACAGUGCAGCUGCUCAGAGGCCUGUCUCCUCUGUCAAGUACUGCAGACACCAAAGCAGAGUCUCCAGCAGAGAGAGUGUCAGAAGAGAGUGUCCUGCCCCUGGCACAGAGAAGCAUACUGCCCGAACACUCAGCCCAGAAAGGUGCUGAAAGUGAGCGUGAAAAGUCUGCUCCCCUUCUCCCUCUAACAAGAGAGGAGUUAGCACCCGCCAAAGGGAUCACUGAGGAGUCUGUGAAGAAACAGUCUUUGGAACAGGAGGAGGGCAGAAGAGCUUCCCACACUCUCUUCCCAGACCACAGUUUGAAACCGUCAGCCGACUCAUCCUCGAGCCGAUCAUCCUCACCUUCAUCCUCCAGCUCUAGAUCCAGAUCUCGAUCUCCUGACAGUUCAGCUUCCCGCUCACAGUCCUCUCCAAGAUCUAAACAGAGAGAGGUGUCUCAAGCGCGAGUUCACGCCAAUCCUCAUGAUAGAGCCAAGAUGGGCUCCAGGUCAACAUCAGAGUCUAGGUCACGUUCUCGAUCUCGUUCCCGUUCCGCAUCAAGCGGCAGCAGAAAAUCUCUGAGCCCUGGAGUCUCCAGAGACGGCAACACCACCUACACUGAAACCAAAGAUCCCUCUUGUGGUCAGGAGGCUGCAGCUCCAUCAGUGCCACAGCUGCAGGUCCUUGAACCAAAGGAGAAGGCUCCCACGUGCUCAGCCUCUGUCCGGGGGAGGCAUAUGAGCCAGCCUGAGCCAGAGCAAAAGCACGUGAUCCAGAGGUUACAGCCGGAGCAGGAGAGCCCAAAGAAGUGUGAAGCUGAAGAGGCAGAGCCACCAGCUGCCACCCAGCCUCAGACCUCAGAGCCUCAGCUCUCUCAGCUGCCAGAGGCGGAAAGGACUCCUCACACCGCUGAAGAGAAGGAGGACGUGACCAUGGACACAAGUGAAAACAGACCUGAAAAUGAGGUUCCUGAGCCUCCUGUGCCUAUUGCAGACCAAGUCAGCAAUGAUGACCGCCCAGAAGGCAGUGCUGAAGAAGAGGAGAGGAAAGAGGGGGCUAAGAAGAGCACUGUUCUGGAGAGACUUGUAUUGAAAACAAAAGGCAUUUGGAAAGGGGUGGACUUGAAUCAUCUCCCUACUCGGGACACCCCAAGAAGAGUUUGUGCCAGUGCUGGGGCGCCUGCCCACGUGCCCUUACCUAUCAAAGACUGUGGGUUGCCUUGUGUGCUACAGACUGUUGGGAUCCCCAUCUAGGGACCGAGAAACCCAAGAGAGUCAGAUGUCUGUGAUGACAGUGCCGUGCUGUAAACACUUGAGUGGGACCGGUGGCCUAAACUUUGCGGACUGGGAACCCUGCAGAGAAGUCUAGGGUCUGUACCUCAGGGAUGUGAAGCUGGUGACGCCUGGCCCACACGUCAUCACUUGCUCCUCACACGGACUUCGCUUUGGUCCCUGCUGUCCAUGGUGAAGAGCAGCAGCAUGUUGGGUGCUCCAACUUCUCCAUCCUUGGAGGCAGGGACUCGCUCGUCCACCUGACCAGAACCACUGUCUCGGCUGCAGUCCCUGAGGAGACAGAUGCCGUCCACAACCCAGAAGACACGCUCUGAUUUUGCCGCUGAAUGUGACGAGGUCCUGGGGAGAUCACUACUGCUGCUGUCCCCAGCCUACCUUCAUCAGAGGCUCCAUGACCCCACCGGGUGACAGGACCUCCCCAGUUACACUCAGGAGGAAGGGACUUUGGAGUUGUCGCUGGACCCAAGCGUUGGGUGGUGGCAUUGCUGCAGCUUGCCACUGGUGGACAUAGGGUCCUGCCUGCCUCACGGAAGGCAAGGAGUGUUCGUUCCUGCUGCUCUCGGGCCAUCUCAUCAGGGACAGCAAGAUGAGGCCCUGUAGGGCCAGGACUGGUGUUCUGCCCCCAUCCCCCUCUGCCCCUCGCUGAGGCUGGCCAUCGCCAGUGAACUGUUUUGACAUCUUGGAAACUGGGCAGCGUCCCCCCACACGUUUCCCUCCCGCCCCCCCUGCGCCCCUGGGAGGACUCUGGCAGUGCCACGCUGACUACCACGCCGUGCGCCCACCUUUUUUGCCAACCCAACCCCCCACCAAUUGCACAACGCCUAGCAGGGAGGGCUCAUUCUGAUUGGACGGCGGUUGACUAGAUACAGUACACAGUGAGGUGCGAUUGGCUGAGCUGAAGACCCCAGGUGUGAGAUGGUACCUGGAACAUUUGUCAUAUUCCUAGUUUAUUCUUUGAUUUUUCUACUUCUCUUUAAUCUUUAUUUUUAGUUCUUUCUUUAUUUUUCUGGUUUCUUUGUUAGGUUUAUUUAUUUGGUUUGUGUUUUUCUUGUUUUAAUUAAGUUUUUUUGUUUGGUUUUUUGGGUUUUUUUGUUUGGUUUCUUUUUUGGUUUUGAUUUUUUUUUUUUUCCUUUUCUCACUAACUUACCCAUCAUGAGCAACCUAGCUAGGGGUCAGGCUGGCCCUUAACACAGACCAAGGAGACUUGGUCAGAUGACACAGGUGGGGCUGGGGGUGGGUGGGGAAAGGAGAUUAAGAGGGUUCUGCCCUACCCUUUAGAAGGAUGGUAGGGUGGUCUUAGUUUUUCCAGAAAUAAGCACCUAAAUCUAAAAGUGCCCCCCACCCCAUGCCCCUGCACUGUCUGUAAUGUUAUUCCCACUGUGUGUCUGGGAAGACGCUUGCCCAAAUCUGUCUUCUGGGAUUUGUUUUGGUUUUGAUCCUUGGCCAGAGCCCCCCUGGAUUUGAGCCCUAUUUGAAGGGGGAGCAUUCAGGCUCUGCUGGAGUAAGGGUGGUGGUUGGGAAGGUUGGGGCAGCCUACCCCUUACCAAAACCCCUUACACAAGAGAUAGUUGUAAAUUCUCUCUGCUACCUGUCAGCCUAAGCGCUUCAUCUUCAGUGAACUAGUUAAUUAUUUUCCUCGGUGUUGCUCUGGGUGCUCUUCAAGUAUCCCGCAUCCUGUCAAAAUGUCAGACUGGGUGCUAAGUAAAGGAAGACUGUCGAAGUUACCGUCUCAAGAGUUGAUUUUUCUCCUAUCUUUCAAAUUGGCAAGGAAGGACUUGGGAGGACCCAGUUACUGGCUCUGGGCGUAGCUCAUUGGGUGCCCUCAUCCCUUAGAGUUGAGGGCACGAUCAGCAACUUUACAGGGCCAAGAGGGAGCCGGGCAUGGUGGCUCAUGUCUGUAAUCCCAGUGCUUGGGAGGCUGAGGCAGGAGGAUCACUGAAAGUUUGAUGAUGUAGCCUAGGCUACAAAGUGAGAGCCUGUUUCAAAGAACCCAAAAACUGAUUACAUAGCUGGAGUUGUUAAAUCCCCUCUCCAUCUUAUUUCUGGCAAAGCUAAUACACUGGUGUGAGGUGAUAGACGUGACCUCCCGUGACGUUUGCUUUAAUUUCCCUCUAACUUGCAUUGAUUCUGCUUCGUUUUUUGCCGUUUGCUGCUUCUGUUUUGGUCUCUAUCUGUCAGUCUCUCUCUCUGUCUCUGUGUGUCUUUGGCAUUUAUGCUAAGAUUGCCUGAUUUAACCUCCUCCCCCCUCUCUGUGGGGUGUCUCUCUCUCUCUCUUUCUUCCUUAUCUUCUCCAUACAGAGCUCGAUGCCCAAAUCAUUCAAGAGGAAAA